Mixia osmundae IAM 14324 is the source of this 1932-nucleotide messenger RNA. RefSeq lists its product as uncharacterized. Gene Ontology annotation, molecular function: oxidoreductase activity. The record is from RefSeq and is a predicted model, not a curated record. The coding region runs from base 29 to 1630 and encodes 533 amino acids. Lineage: Eukaryota; Fungi; Basidiomycota; Mixiomycetes; Mixiales; Mixiaceae. The transcript has 4 exons.
CGCGACCUUACCGUCGGCGACUGCCGAUAUGCCGCGCUCAGAGGGUUCCGAUGUGACUGCAGUCGAGCUCGAGCACCCGCGGCUCAGUCUGAGCCCAAAGGGUGUCAUCUAUACGAUCACAAGUCUCAUCAAUGAGAUCGUAUCCUUCAUCUAUCGUUUCGUUCAACAUUGCAUCGCCUUUGUCUUUGCUCCCUCACUGCCGCCACCACAAGAUCAGAGGAAUGCAGCAUACGGACAUGUCGCCGUCAUUGGCGCCGGUGUAUCGGGUGUCUCUACUGCAGCCCAUCUCAUAGGCAACGGAUUCCUGGUGACGUUGUAUGACGACAGUCCCGCGAAAGCGCCGGGCGGAGUGUGGGCUAGAGUCAACAAGACUAGUGGGCUACAACUCAACUCGAUGCUCUAUCGUUUCUUUCCGGCCGUCAUCUGGUCGAAAGCCUACCCACACCGCGAUGAAGUCGUCGGCGAGGUGGAAAAGGUAUGGACGCGGUACGGCCUUGACGCCUGCACACGCUGGGAGAAAGUGACAAAAGUCGAGCGGCACCAUUCGGACAAGAAAGGCGAACGAUCCCGAUGGAUCAUCAACGGAGACCAGACGACCGUGUUCGAUGCCGUCUUUGCUACUAUCGGGACAUGCGGCGCGCCGAAGCGAAUUGAUGUCAAGAAUCUCGAGCGAUGGAGAGGCAAAGUCGCCCAUAGCUCACAACUGGAUGACCUGGAUCUCGAAGGCAAGCGUGUCAUCGUACUCGGUUCUGGUGCCAGCGGUGUCGAAGCUGCCGAGACUGCUCUGGCCAAUAAUGCAAAACACGUCACUGUGCUCGCACGCUCUGACAAGUGGAUCAUCCCUCGUAAUUUUGUAGUCGACACGUUGCUUGCCCUCCAGCCGCUCGGUAGACAGACACCACUCAGCUUCAUACCUGAAUGGCUCCUCAGGACUUUCCACUAUCGCGAUCUACAAGACAUCUCACCGUACAAGAAAGGCGUAUACGCUGGCACACCCAUCGUCAACAAUUCCUUCCUCGAGCAUAUUCGACAAGGUCGAGUGACGUACGCUCGAGGUGACUUGAUCGAUGUCAUGGGCGACGGCGUCAAAUUUUCUUAUCGACCGCGCGAGUCAAAGGCGGGCGAUGAGGGUGAUCUCAAGACGAUUAGGGGCGAUGUCUUUGUACUCGCUACUGGCUUCGAGCGGCCUUCCCUCGACUUUCUGCCCAAAGAUCUCUUUCCCAAAGAAAGCGACAAAUUGCACGACUACGCUCCACCGAAUCUGUAUCUGCAGGUCUUCUCGACAGAAGACUGGUCUAUCUGUCUCACGAAUGCUGCCUACAAGGACGCGAUCGCGACGGUUGGUCAUGUCCACAUCGGCAUCUAUGCUCGCAUUCUCAUGACGUUCCUCAAACACCCCGAGACAGCGCCUUCGCCGGCCUCGAUGAAGCUGUGGGUAGAUGUGAUCAGAUGGAUCAAGGAGACUGCGCCCGCCGGCUCGUUCGAGUUCUUCACCUUUGCCGAGCUCACGAUCUGGUUCCUUGGCUUCCAUCUGCUCAAGCUCUCACGCUUGCCAUACUUCAUGUUCGUGCUCAACGGUCUUGGCGGAGGCUGGCCGCGAGCGAGCAAGCAAGCGAUCAAGACGGGCUGAGAUGAGCAUAGGGGAACAGCACAAACGGCACGUCAUUUAGUAUAGCAGAACAACACUGGAAUCGAUUGACAGCUCUACCUCGCGCGCGCUCAUUGUUGCUCCGGCGGAGUGGCCGCAUGGAGAGGGUGAGAUUGCUGAGUUAGUGAAUGAUGAGAUUCAUGGUGCUGCUGCUGCUGCUGCUGAUGGUGCUGAUGUUGUUGAUGGUGCGGCGGCGGCGGCGGCGGCUGCGGCUGAACCUGCAGAGACUGCUGCUGCUGUUGAGCAAGGGGCGUCUGCAAUGUCGUGCUCGGUCCUACGCCGCC